CACCAUGAGCACCAAACUGGUACUCUUCCUGUGCCUGGCGCUCUGCGGAGCCAUGGCCAUGGCCCUUCCCCUGGAGGAGAAUCUCGAACAGAACGCGGCGUUGGAGAACAGCCAGGAGCUGAACAGCGUCGAGGAGAACGACGGCGAGACGGAUCCAUCGACGUGGCGCAAGCUCUUCGGCAGCGAAGGUAGCGCGGGAAACCUGGUCGUCACCUUCCCACAGACCACCAGCACCACCACCAAGAAGCCCAAGACGACCAAGCGGCCGUACUACCCGUACCCACCCAAGUACCCGCCCUACCCGCCUUAUCCACAAUACUCACCGUACCCGGCUCCGUACCCAUAUCCCGGCUUCUACCCACCUCCCCCAGCACCCUAUCCAUAUCCGUAUCCCGGACACGGCGGACACGGUGGACACGGCGGUCACGGCGGCCAAGACGGUGGAAACGGCGGACACCAUCAUCACCACACGACGACCACCACCACAACGACCACCACCACCAAGAAGCCCACGCCAAAGCCCACCCACCCACACCACCCACCACCACCACCACCUCCACCACCACCACCACCCUACUACUCGCCCUACCCAUACUACCCACCCCCACCACCACCACCACCUUCGAGCGAGGAAUCCGAUGAAUCCACCGAGACUCCCACCAAGAUCUGCAAGAAGUUCUUCGGCAUUGGACUUGUCUGCACGUAG
Messenger RNA from Drosophila santomea, 706 nucleotides. RefSeq names its product formin-like protein 20. Bases 5 to 706 code for a protein of 233 amino acids. The record is from RefSeq and is a predicted model, not a curated record. Lineage: Eukaryota; Metazoa; Arthropoda; Insecta; Diptera; Drosophilidae. The transcript has a single exon.